UUUUUUUUUUUCCCUUAACUUCCCUCCUUUACUGAUUUAAAAAAACUUUUCUUUCCUUUUUUUUUUUUGUUUCUUUUUUUCUUUCUUUUCCUUCCCACACAAUGUCGACAAAAGUAGUGCCAACCAGUAACACUACUAUGACAGUCUCUCAAACUGAUUUAGCAACACAGAAUGAUCAAUUAUGGUCUAUCAUUACAAAACAACGUAAUGUCAUUAAAGAUUUGGAACAAGCACUUGCUAAUAUGACCAAAGACCGUGACUCUUUAUUACUUGCAAAGAAACAACAACCUUCUCCUUCUCAAGAACCGGUUCCUCCUCCUCGUUCUCCUUAUCGUCAACAUCAUCAUACUCAUGACGGUUCGGCUAUUAUUCCAACUAUAUCAACAACUAUUGCUAAUAAUACUCGAUAUCGUUCUUGUUCUUCAAUCACUAGUGCACUUGACUCUUCAACUUCUAAUAAUUCAACUUUAUCUUCACCUAUUCAUGCUAUUAUGGAUAAAGAUGCUCAAUUAUUUGCAAAAUAUCAACAAGCAAUCAAAAAACUCGAUACUACCUCAACAUCUUCUUCUUCUUCUUUUAUUAAAUCUGAUCCAUUAAGUUCUUCACCUAUUGAACAACAACAUCCUAUCACUCGUCGAGCUUUUUCUCAGCCUCAUUUAAUCACUUCAACCAAUGAACAACAUGCUUUUUUUGCUAAUAUCUCUAUCAAGGUACUGGAUACAACUAUUCAAAAAAAUUUAAAAGGAAAAGAAAUACUAUCUUUUAUUAUCUCUAUACGCGGCUUUACUUCUUCUUCUUCUUCUUCUUCUAUUUUAAUCAAUCCGACUUCCGAUGAUGAUGAUGAUGAUGAUGAAUUAUGGAGAAUUAAAAAGGUUUACUCAGACUUUUUGGCUUUGGAUACUUUGCUUCGAUCUCAAUAUAGAUCUCUUUCCAAUCAUCAUGCUUCGAAAAUGGGAAAAUUACCAGAUAAAUCUUUGUUUACAACUCAUGGUCAAAAUAACAAAAUGGACAAUCGAAAAGCUAUUGUUGAAAAGUAUUUAACACGUGCUAUACGACUCUCUCUCCCCGAAAUGACCGAUUUAGUUCAGUUCUUAUCUACUGAUAUCAUAGAUCAAGAAGGCAAACCUACUAAUACUACUACUUCUCCUCCAAAACCCCAAAAGAAGGGUUACUUAUCAUUACAAGAUAGUCGACAAGAAAUAUGGCAACCUCGUUUUUUUAUAUUACAUGGAUCAGUAUUAGAUUAUUACGAUACCAAAGGUGGCCUUUUGAUUGGAUCUAUUCAACUAUCGGAAACUCAUAUUACCAUGCAGCAAAUGCAAGAUGCAGCUCAAAACUCAACAUCAUCAUCUAGUCUUAUCAUCACAGAAAACAAACCAACAUCUACCACUCUUCAACAAUAUACCCUUUGUGCAGAUUCAGACAUCAAAUUGGACGAAUGGGCACAUGCACUCUCUCCGUUCACUCAGCCUACACCACAAGUCUCUCAAUCAACAUGCACCACCACUCAUUCUUUUACCAAACCUAGUAUGCGCCACAGAGUGUCAAAAGAUCAAAUCAAGCAACUUUCUGCAGCUCCCAUCUCUCCAGAAAAUCACAACAAUUAUGGAAAGUUUACCACACGCAAGUACAUUCAACCUACUUCCCCACAUUAUCACCCACAACGAUCAAAUUCUGAUACCUCUAUUCAUCCUGGUGAAUUCGAUGGAGGUGUUCGUAGAGCUAGUCAUACAUUCUAUCCACACAGUCCAAGUAUGAAUGAUACUCAAUCUUUACCUUCUUCGUCCACAGUGGAAACCUAUCGGAACACUCUUAGUGCAACUUGUACUCUUCCAAGAAGGGAUCAUCUUCGACAAAGGUCAAGUUUAGAUGCUAUCUAUUAUUCAAAUCAUCGACAACAAGAUAAUAAUCAAAAACAAUCCAUCUCUAUCUCUACAAUACCAACAAAGAAGAACUCUCCUUCUUGUCCUUCGUCUCCUUCUUCUGGUAAGAUACCAUCCACUAUACUAGGCAGUAUUGGAGAUGAUCCUUCUUAUGAUUCAACAACAACAACAACAAAAAAAAAAGUCAAAACAAAAACCAGUCGACGCACUUUUUGGCCACGCAAGAUAUUUUCAGGCAAUCAUCAACAUCAACAGCAAAAUGAUAUGGGUGUCUUACGUGGAUUCUUAUCGCGACAUUCCAGUGAUGAUUCUUCCUCUGCUUCUUCUGCUUCUUCUACAACUCAAGUAUCCAGGACAUCGACCAAUCAUAUGGAUCUUUUUAAUUCAUCCAGUUCGACUCAAUGUCAAGAUACUCCAGCUCCUUUAUGUCCUGUUUUCGGUGUCCCCUUGGAACAAGCUGUACGUAUCUCCAAGAUAGACGACAAUUACGAACUUCCUGCUGUUGUAUAUCGAUGUAUUGAAUUUUUGGAAACCAAGGAUGCUAUUUACGAAGAAGGUAUUUACCGACUUUCUGGUAGUGCUGUCAAGAUCAAGGCCUUACGAAGGGAAUUUGAUGAAAAGGGUGAUGUUAAUUUAUUGACAUCUGAAGAACAUCAAGAUUGUGAUGUCCAUGCUAUAUCUGGAUUACUGAAGCUUUGGCUUCGUGAAUUACCAAGCAAUGUAUUGACUCAAAACCUGUUGAAAGAAUUUCUUCCUGUCAUAGAUAUGGUAGAUAGGGAUGAAUGUAUUAAUGAAUUGGGUCGAUUGAUCUCCAUGUUACCACUUGCCAAUUAUACACUUCUUCGUGCACUGACGGCUCAUUUACUUCGUGUUGUCCAAAAUGCUGAUACCAACAAGAUGACUUUACGAAAUAUAGGCAUUGUUUUCUCACCAACAUUAGGUAUUCCCACAGGAAUCUUCAACCUUUUCCUUUGCGAAUUUGACUAUAUCUUUUGGACAAUGGAACAACAACAGAAACAGCAUCAACAACAAAAAUCGGCUACUUUAUUCCCUUCUCUUGAAACAAAACCAGAAUUAUUACAAGAACAACGGCAGAAAGAUAAUAAUACAAAUCCAAAUAAUACUCAAUCAUCCAUCACUGAUACCAUUCAUCCAACUCAGGUCAUUUCUCCAACUCCUCGACAUUCUUCGUGGCGACGUAACAGUAAUGGAAGAAGCAAUAGAAACAGUGUUCAAUAUUCGGGUGGUGCUCCUGAAUGUAUAGUGGGUAUGGAAAGACAAUGUCAAAAAGGCACAGUGGAUCAAGAAGAAGAAGAAGAUGAUGAUGAUGAUGACAACAGUAGUGGACAAGAUAUUGGUGAUGACAAUGAAAACAGCGUUAGUGAUGACGAUGAUGAUGAUGAUGAUAUGGAUGAUUUUGAUAAUCUUCCCGUACACGAUAUACCUCAUAGCAUAAUAGAAACUUGGAAAAUGACCAGUAGACCAGUUUCAUAAUAUUAUAUUUAUUUUUUUUAUUUUUAUUAUUUUUAUUAUUAUUAUUACUAUUAUUACUAUUAUUAUUAUUAUUAUUAUUAUUAUUAUU
Messenger RNA from Halteromyces radiatus, 3465 nucleotides. RefSeq lists its product as uncharacterized. The coding region runs from base 102 to 3377 and encodes 1091 amino acids. Gene Ontology annotation, molecular function: phosphatidylinositol binding. The transcript is spliced from 8 exons. NCBI's taxonomy places the organism in Eukaryota, Fungi, Mucoromycota, Mucoromycetes, Mucorales, Cunninghamellaceae. Gene Ontology annotation, biological process: signal transduction; regulation of GTPase activity. Gene Ontology annotation, cellular component: cytoplasm. The record is from RefSeq and is a predicted model, not a curated record.